UUCCGAAGCCCGUCGGCGAACGCCUUGAAAGAGCGUAGUGGACUGAUCCCGACUGUUGUCGCAGUCAUUAACAAUAUUUUGGUUCCCAUUCGUCGGAUGAAGAUGACCAAAAUAGAGUAUUUACUGCUCCAAGCUGUCCUUUUUUAUGAUCCUGAGUGUUUGUCUUUGUCUGAGGGAGCACAACAAUUGAUAGCUGCUAAACGACGUCGUCUUCUCGACUCCUUACGGUCUCAUCUGGAUAAAAAGUUCAAGGACCAGUCAGAAAGUGCCUCUCGAUUUGCUGAAAUCUUGUUAAGGAUAAGUAACGUA
This is a messenger RNA of Ostertagia ostertagi, 309 nucleotides long. The record is from the annotation of a GenBank genome assembly. Lineage: Eukaryota; Metazoa; Nematoda; Chromadorea; Rhabditida; Trichostrongylidae.